AGCUUCUUAUUUACAACUAUCUUUUCUCAACUUUCUCUUCCCAAGUAUCAUCAUAUAAAACAUGGGUUUUCGUUUACCUGGUAUCAGAAAGGCGUCUCUUCGAGCAAUCCAAGCAUCUUCAAAAGUUGUGGAUGUGCCAAAGGGUUACAUUGCAGUCUAUGUUGGAGAUCAAAGGAAGCGGUUUAUGAUCCCUGUGUCAUACUUGAACCAACCUUCAUUUCAAGAUCUGUUGAGUCAAGCUGAGGAUGAAUUUGGUUAUGACCAUCCAACCGGUGGUCUCACAAUUCCUUGUGGAGAAGAUGUGUUCUCAGAUAUCACUUCUCGCUUCGAUAGCUGCUAACUGCUUGAAGAUGGAACUGACUUAGAUGUAGACAUAUACUUGACACAUUUUUGUAUCAUAGAUUCUUACCUUGAGAAUAUUUCCCUCUCCAUGUUUGUUGUCUGAAUUUGUAAAUGAAAUUUAGUCUGAAUGAGAAAGUUUGGGAAC
Molecule: messenger RNA, 487 nt
Organism: Vigna umbellata (rice bean)
Lineage: Eukaryota; Viridiplantae; Streptophyta; Magnoliopsida; Fabales; Fabaceae
Source: RefSeq, a predicted model, not a curated record